AUGAGUUACCACGUAGAUGGUCCUGGUGUUGCUACUUACAUCUUCUCGUGUAGCCAAGAGAAAAUAAGUAACAACAAAGGCAUUCUUCAGACACAUGUAAAUGUGACAUUUUUCGCUUCUAGAAGAAACCCAGAGAUCCUUGGCUUCACUAGUAACACUCCAUCUACGGUGUACAAGGCAGGCAUCAAUUCCGGGCCUGAACCGGGGAUCUCACCUGAUUGUUCCCGACACCCGGGAAAUGGCCAGCCACAGCAACUUAUUCUGCCGACGAUGGGGCCUAUGUUACUUGCUGAUUCCACUAGUGUCUGCUGUGACACCCUCCAAUGGGACGCAGGGGGGAAGAUGAAAGUUGAUGUGUUAUCUAGGCACUUUUUCAUCAACUCCUUGCAGGUGGCGCUGAACGCGGUCGCUCCGAUGUGUGAAAUGCGUGCACUUCGACAACGACUGAAAAGAAAACAGGUGUUGGUCUUUCUCAAAAGGGACAUGCGGCAGACACUGAGCGCAACUAAUCUUUCAGACAGAUCAAACGUUCAGAAACGAAAUCAUGACAACCGCGAGAUUUAUGGUCUGCAUUCUUCUGUUGGGGCCAUAUACAAUAUCUCAAGCCGCCACCAUCAGCGGCUUGUACGCCACUUAGAUCCUGCAACCAACGUUGGCAAGCCACAACGGCAAGGCGUCCACGUAUUGAGAACCCCGUACAUGCUAGCGUGGGACAAGCAGAGUGUGAUUGGGCAUUUGUGCACCCGAGGAGAAGAGGGUCAAGGACCAGCAGUUCACAUGGCAUUCAGACGUCAGGAGUGGGAACAGCCAAUAUGGUUCUGUGAUACUUGCAUGGAAGCCAUGUCUACAAUGCGGGAUCGGCCCUAUGUCCCUGGCCAAGAGUUACAGGCGCAGGAGAGUUUCCACAUCCGAAGUCUGGGCGUGGCAGCCAAGAACAGUCUGGAUCUGGCGGGCGAGGGGAUGGAACCAACGGGAGAAAACGGUCUGAAGAAGUCCAAAUCUGAUGCGGAGGGAAAAGUUGGGAAAAGUCUGUCAAGGGUCGCUAAGCCGGGUCGAUUGAUUCGAAACAAGUGGUUUGGCAGUGAGACUGGCCGAGUCGGUAUGUUUAGGAUUAACGAUGGGAUCGACCAGCUGGACACGAAGCAGAAACACCACCCAAGCCGGGUAUACGGCUUUUCCAAGCAGGAGCAUGCCAGAUGGAUAGAUACCCGGCGGGGCUGGGCUGGGCUGGGCGCCACUCGUCGGGGAAGAUAUGAAGAGGGAGAAAAGAAGGGCCAAGCUGCGUUUCCGAGGUUCAGAGGCAGCCCUGGUCAUCGAGAUAAUUCAUUGUAUGUUUGGUCAUGA
Messenger RNA from Aspergillus welwitschiae, 1344 nucleotides. RefSeq lists its product as uncharacterized. Lineage: Eukaryota; Fungi; Ascomycota; Eurotiomycetes; Eurotiales; Aspergillaceae. Bases 1 to 1344 code for a protein of 447 amino acids. The transcript has 9 exons. The record is from RefSeq and is a predicted model, not a curated record.